GCGGGGUCGCGGCGCCGGCUAGCAGCGGGCCCCCUCCCGGUCCCGGGGCCCGGCGGCGCGGCGGCGGCUAGGUUGUGAGGAGGCGGGGAAGCGAGUGUCCGGCCCCCGCCAUGGAGGGCAUGGACGUGGACCUGGACCCCGAGCUGAUGCAGAAGUUCAGCUGCCUGGGCACCACAGACAAGGACGUGCUGAUCUCCGAGUUCCAGCGGCUGCUGGGCUUCCAGCUCAACCCGGCCGGCUGCGCCUUCUUCCUGGACAUGACCAACUGGAACCUACAAGCAGCAAUUGGCGCUUACUAUGACUUUGAGAGCCCAAACAUCAGCGUGCCCUCUAUGUCCUUCGUUGAAGACGUCACCAUCGGAGAAGGAGAGUCGAUCCCUCCUGAUACGCAGUUUGUGAAAACAUGGCGGAUCCAGAAUUCUGGGGCAGAGGCGUGGCCUCCAGGGGUUUGUCUUAAAUAUGUCGGGGGAGACCAGUUUGGACAUGUGAAUAUGGUGAUGGUGAGAUCGCUGGAGCCCCAAGAGAUUGCAGAUGUCAGCGUCCAGAUGUGCAGCCCCAGCAGAGCAGGAAUGUAUCAGGGACAGUGGCGGAUGUGCACUGCUACGGGACUCUACUACGGAGAUGUCAUCUGGGUGAUUCUCAGUGUGGAGGUGGGUGGACUUUUGGGAGUAACGCAGCAGCUGUCAUCUUUUGAAACGGAGUUCAACACACAGCCACAUCGCAAGGUAGAAGGAAACUUCAACCCGUUUGCCUCUCCCCAAAAGAACCGACAAUCAGAUGAAAACAACCUAAAAGACCCUGGGGGUUCCGGGUUCGACUCGAUCAGCAAAAACACAUGGGCUCCUGCUCCCGACCAAACUGAGCAAGAUCAGAAUAGACUCUCACAGAACUCUGUAAAUCUUUCCCCCAGCAGUCACGCAAACAACCUAUCAGUAGUGACUUACAGUAAGGGGCUCCACGGGCCAUACCCCUUCGGCCAGUCUUAAAUGGGUGUCUCAGCAAGAAGAAAAAUUAACAAAAGACAGAAGGUCUGACUCUGGGGGGGAGGGCAAGGGGUUCCUCUGGAUUGCAGACCUCACCGCAUGGACCCCUGGCUCUGGCCCCUCACCGGGAAGAAGAGGAAGCGGCGGCAGAACAGACUAGUUUUGAGUAAACUCAGUAUGCGUGUGUGAGUGCUGAACCCGAGGCUGCCCCCGAAGACCACCAUGCAGCCACCUGGCUUUUGUUGUUAUUAGGCGUCCGUCUCACGAGUCAGUCGGUCACUGGGGAAGGGAGAGAACGCUAACAAGAGGGGGAAAAGCCAUCUUUUUAAACAAAAAUUAUUUUGCCUACAGAGAGGUUGUAGUUUUGAGCACAUGCCCCCCCCCCUCCCACUUGUUUUGUUUUACACAAGGGAAUUAUGCACUCUUCCUAGACUAGCUGCUCGGGAAGCGGGUCAGGUUCACGGCUAGCAUGGCAUGUCUGGGGACUCUGCAGGGCAGUGCAGCCAGCCACGUCACUGCCCUGACCCCAUUUGUUUUUAAUGGCAUCAGCCUCUUCCUCCUCCUCUUCCCUUUAAUCUUCUGUUGAUUUACACCCUUGACAUUUGUAUUCGUCAGCCCUGUGGCUUGUUAGCCCUCAGGUCCUCUGAAGACCAAGCUCCCCUGGGUGACCCGCAGAGGAAGCCUUGAGGACUGAUCUCGGGUGACCCUUCCAUACCCCCGUGUCACGAUUUGAAUUGCUUUUUCCCUGUGUGUCUCUUGGCUGAGAGACAUGCCAUCAUCAUGCUUACUUACUGUGCUUUCAGGCGGGUUCUUCCUGUCCGCCCCCUCCUGCUCGAGGAGGGGGCAUGGUCUGUUGUGCUCACCGGGAACAAGCAGCGGGCAGGUGUGCAGGGGUCACCUACUUCUCCGAGGUCUCCCCGCUCGCUCCCCUGCACUUCCCUCCACCUGUCCUUUGUGGUAGCCUCACAGCCCGUCAGUGGAGGCUGAGCCCCAACGGGGAGUUGGCCGUGAGGAAGGACCAGGGUUCUUGGCCUGGCUCCAUCCUGGAGACCACGUUGGCAUGGACCUGAGAGGGUUCCGCCCUGCGACGAGGGUGGUUGGUGGUGGGGAAGUGGGCGAGGGGCAGCCUGGCCAGAGCAGAGGCAGGUGGCCCCGGGCCUCCUUUGGGUUCCAGCAGGUGGGAAGCUGGAACCAGGUUAGCACAGCUGUCUGCCAAAGAUAUAAGAAUAUGCAAAGUCCUUCUUCGCACCCUCUCCUUCCCAAGAGUCUCAGCUUGUUUGAUAGCCGGGGUAGGAGGGAGCCAGGAGUGUGGAUUGGGGGUGUGGUUGCAGGGUCACCUGCCUGUUGCUGCACCCCACCCGCCCUGGGGGGAUGACACAAGCCAGGGAGACCAGGUGAUGAGCGGCUGCAAGGGGUCAUAUAUAGCCUGGGUGUGGGUGAGGGUCUGCCUGCUUGUCUGUCUCUGGGUGUCUGAGUUCCAAAAAACGUGUGUUGUUCCUCCUCAUCCUCUUCUGAGACUGUUGUUUUUUAAAGUUUGAUUGUGGGAGACAAGUUUGUAUGAGAUUUCCCUUUGGCCACUCUAUUCCCCCCCAAAAUACUGGGAAGGAACACAUUUGGGUCUUCUUGGGGAGGGGGCCCUCCCAGUGCCCCGCCACAAGGCUCAGGAUGGCGUUCUGUCUGAGGGCCUUCUGCGGCUGUCGCUGCUGGGCCAGCCUCCUGGAGCACCACCGCCUGCAGCCCGCACAUGCCCAGCCCUCCCUGCACUGCAAGCGCCUCUUCUGCCGCCCUUGGCGGGAUCAUGGGAGGGUUCCCCACACCCCGCUUUCCUGCCUGCCUCUGCUGCCCCACACCAGGUGCCCUUCCUGGUUUGAGGGUCAGGCUGUCUGCCCUGACUCCGUGGGUCUGGCCCUGCCACUAUCCUCCUGCUCCUCCUCCCAGCCGUUCAAUGGCCCAGGCACCUUGGCUUCCCUCCUAAGAGCAGGCCAUUUUCACUGAGUCCUGGAAAGGGACAGUGAGGGCCGUGCAGAGGCCAGAGCAGAGCACACCAUGGAGGGAGGGAGGCAGCAGACGCAGGGCCUUCCCAGGAUGCAGGGGCUGUCAACACCCAGGCAUUCUGCUUCUCUGUGCUGACAUCAGUUCUCUGCAGUGCCUAGAGCCCUGUCCCCUCCCAGGGGGCUGAGAACCCCCCACCCCCUUAGCCCCAUGAGCUCCUCUAGGAAUCUUCACCAAAUGGAAGACCACCCACUUAGGGGCAGGGCCACCAAACAGGCAGUAACUAUCCUUGGGGGCCCGAGCCCAGGGGAAGAAGCAGGGGCUCAGGCUUGGAAGCCCCUGUCUGCGUGCAUGGUGUGUGUGUGUGUAUGGGGGGGUGGUGAGCGUGUGCAUGCCUUUUUUCUUUUUGCCAUGGGGACAGUUAAUUUGGGCCAUUUUUCUACAAGAAAACAGUCACCUGUCUCUCCCUGAGUAAGGACUGGCCACAACCGUGAGCCCAGCAAAAGCACUUCCAGCCUGGUGAGGAGCUCACAAGAUUUCGGGCACAGCCUGAGGGUGGCCUAGAUAGCAGGUGGGCAGACCAGUCAACACUUGCCCAAAUUCAUCUGUGCCCCAGCAGGAGGGGGCAGUGGGGCUGCCAGGACUUGGGAUACCAGCUGACACACACCCCCCACUCACCCCCACCCCACCCACCAUCCUUCCUUUGUUCCCUUGGGUGAAUGCAAGGGCAGCCACAGCUGGCCCUCCAGCUAGACGGCAGGGUGGGUGUUUGUAGUGCCUGGGAGGGAGGACGAUGAGGAGGUUUUCCUUACUGUAUAAAUGAAUAUUUGUAUGAUUAAAUUAACACACACAAACCCG
Molecule: messenger RNA, 3833 nt
Organism: Echinops telfairi (small Madagascar hedgehog)
Lineage: Eukaryota; Metazoa; Chordata; Mammalia; Afrosoricida; Tenrecidae
Gene: ILRUN
Product: inflammation and lipid regulator with UBA-like and NBR1-like domains
Exons: 5
Coding region: 111-986 (291 amino acids)
Biological process (GO): macroautophagy
Cellular component (GO): phagophore assembly site
Molecular function (GO): ubiquitin binding
Source: RefSeq, a predicted model, not a curated record